AUGGCUAUGAUAAAUGGCGCACUGAUCAACUGCUGCAGUGAUAAUCUACCAGAGGAGUUGAGAAAAAUAGAUUUAAAUGAUUUAUACAAGUGUGCAGUGAAUUUUUACAAAGAAAAGCAAGGAUCGAAAGCCUUGAUACUAUCUUACAGAGAAAGAUUGAAGUUGUUAGCUCUGACUAAGCAAGUGAAAUAUGGACCUUUGAAACAGAGUAAUGACGUUGGGUUUCUGGAUUUCAUUGGGAAUGAUCGAAAGCAAGCCUGGAGGUCUUUGGGAGAUCUAACAAAAGAUGGCGCUAUGACAGCAUUUGUUGAAACUCUGAUAAGCAUUUGUCCGCAGCUUCUACCAUUCAUCAAAGCCAACAAUUUGAAUUUGGCUGAUGCUAAUUAUGAUGAAAUAAUAGUUAAUACAGCAACCACUACAGCUACUACAGCUGCUAAUACAGCUACUAUCACAGCUUCAAGUACAGCAGCUACUAAAAUCACUUCAAAUUCUUUUGGGAAUAUGUUAAAUUUAGACAGCAACAGAAAUUCAUCAUUGUUGUCAUCUCCUUUAUCACAGACUGGUGCUGCUGCGACUGCUGUUGCAACUGCUGCUGCAACUGCUGCUUCUAAAGAAAAUAUGUAUGAUCCAUUGAUUGGAGAAGAGAUCAAAGAGAAUUUUAUGAGACAAAUGAAACCAAUGCUGCUGAAGCUUGUGAUGUUGCGAUAUCCUGACGAUAUUUAUAAGCAACAAAAAGCUCUGAGAAAAUUAGAAGCUAAGCAGCUGAGACAGCUGUUUAAGAAAUGUCAAUCGAUGACGUCACCGACGACUCCAAUCAACAACGACUGCAGCAAGACAACUACAAUAAAAUCUAACGAAAGAAAAUUUGAAGAUGAGGACGAUGACGAAGACGACGACGAAGACGAUGCAUACAUCAAAGAAUUCAAAGAGAUGCUACGAGACGAUCUGGAUUCGGUACUAGAAGUCGGGUCUGGAGAGAUCGUCACUGUCCGGGUGCCCACCCACGAUGGCGGGUCCUGUUUGUUUUGGGAGUUCGCCACGGACUACUACGACAUCGGGUUCGCCGUCUACUUCGAAUGGUACAUCCACGGUGGCGAUGAUGAUGAUGAUGAGGACAACGAUGAUGAUGAUGAUUGUGAAGACGAUGAUUGUAACUGCGAGGACAACGGCGGUGAAGACAGCAACGAGGAUUAUAUCGAUUUAGGGGACCACAACGCCAUGCCCUUACACAGCGCUACAAGCGACCAGACCAGCACAUCUCUACUGGCCGACAAGAAAGAGGCCCCAACCGAGGAGGUCAUCCAGUUAGGCAGACUGGACUCCCACCAGUUAGUGCAAUGUGGCAGCCACACCUAUCCAGGCCCAGGAGUUUACCUCUUCAAAUUCGACAACUCCUAUUCCCUCUGGAGGUCUAAGAAAGUUUAUUAUAGAGUUUUUUAUACUCAGUGA
Molecule: messenger RNA, 1449 nt
Organism: Helobdella robusta
Lineage: Eukaryota; Metazoa; Annelida; Clitellata; Rhynchobdellida; Glossiphoniidae
Exons: 8
Coding region: 1-1449 (482 amino acids)
Cellular component (GO): Golgi membrane
Molecular function (GO): fatty-acyl-CoA binding
Source: RefSeq, a predicted model, not a curated record